AUGUCUGGACCGUUAUCUCCUAGGACAGCUCUUGAAAAGACUGACCGUGUUGGUUCUUUGAAGAAGAAAGCAAUGAGUGCCUCAAGCAAGCUAAGGAAUUCCCUAACAAGGAGUCGUAGGCGAAGCAGCAGCAAGGUUAUGUCCGUUGAAAUCGAGGAUGUCCGUGAUGCUGAAGAGUUGAAAGCUGUUGAUGAGUUCCGUCAAGCUCUUGUGUUGGACGAGCUACUUCCUGAGAAGCACGAUGAUUAUCAUAUGCUGCUUAGAUUCCUGAAAGCCAGAAAAUUUGACAUUGAGAAAGCAAAACAAAUGUGGUCUGACAUGCUUCAAUGGAGGAAGGAGUUUGGUGCUGACACCAUCACGGAGGAUUUUGAAUUCAAGGAACUGGAGGAAGUCUUGCAAUAUUAUCCCCACGGAAAUCAUGGAGUAGACAAAGAUGGAAGACCUGUGUACAUUGAAAGAAUUGGCCAAGUAGAUGCCACCAAGUUGAUGCAAGUCACAACCUUGGAUCGCUAUAUCAAAUACCAUGUCAAGGAGUUUGAGAGGACAUUUGAUCUCAAAUUUGCAGCUUGUUCCAUUGCUGCAAAGAAGCACAUUGAUCAAAGUACAACCAUCCUGGAUGUGCAAGGAGUGGGCCUUAAGAGCUUUAACAAACAUGCCAGGGAGCUCAUCACUCGCCUUCAGAAGAUUGAUGGUGACAAUUAUCCAGAGACCUUGAAUCGCAUGUUCAUCAUCAAUGCAGGUUCUGGAUUCAGAAUGUUGUGGAACACCGUGAAGUCCUUCCUUGAUCCAAAGACUACAGCUAAAAUCCAUGUUCUUGGCAACAAGUAUCAAAGCAAAUUGCUUGAAAUAAUUGAUGCAAGUGAGUUGCCAGAGUUUUUGGGAGGUACUUGUACCUGUGCUGAUCAAGGAGGCUGCAUGCGUUCUGAUAAGGGCCCUUGGAAGGAUCCAGAAAUAUUCAAGAUGGUUCAGAAUGGUGAGCACAAAUGCUCAAGAAAAUGUGAGCCUCCUGUCGUGGAAGAGACGGUAACUUCUCAGGGACACGAGACUUCCAACUGGGAGGCAAAUCUCACCUCACAACUGUCUUCUGUCUUUGCCGAGGCCCCUGCUGCUAAAGCUUGCAAUUACGAGGACUUUGUCCCAGCGGCUGAUAAAACUGCUUGGAAAAAGGUCGAAGAAAAUCAGACAUUUGCAGUUUCGAAAGCAGAAGUAGAAUCUUUCGCCAUGGCUGAUUCGUGCAAGAUUCACGAAAAAGUGAACUACCAAAUUUUCACUGGAGUGAUGGCCUUUGUCAUGGGAAUUGUCACCAUGGUGAGGAUAACACGAAACAUGCCAAAGAAGCUUACUGAUGCAAACUUCUACUCAAAUACCGUUUACUCUGGUGACUAUAAAGGGCAGGUCCCUUCUGACCAAAUGACUAAUUCUUCUAUUUCUCCUCGAGAGUUCAUGACUGUGAUGAAACGCAUGACUGAUUUGGAAGAGAAAAUGCUCAACAUGAAUCAGACUGUUAUUUGCCUGCCACCUGAGAAGGAGGAAAUGCUGAAUGCUGCUAUAAGCCGUGCAGAUGCUUUGGAGCAAGAACUUUUGGCAACAAAGAAGGCCUUGGAGGAUUCACUUGCCAUGCAACAGGAGCUUUCAGCUUAUGUUGAGAAAAAGAAGAAGAAGAAGAAGUUGGUAAGUACACUACAUUGGACAUACACCCAUAUCUAA
This is a messenger RNA of Gastrolobium bilobum, 1707 nucleotides long. RefSeq names its product phosphatidylinositol/phosphatidylcholine transfer protein SFH12. Lineage: Eukaryota; Viridiplantae; Streptophyta; Magnoliopsida; Fabales; Fabaceae. The coding region runs from base 1 to 1707 and encodes 568 amino acids. The transcript is spliced from 13 exons. The record is from RefSeq and is a predicted model, not a curated record.